Molecule: messenger RNA, 759 nt
Organism: Entrophospora candida
Lineage: Eukaryota; Fungi; Glomeromycota; Glomeromycetes; Entrophosporales; Entrophosporaceae
Source: the annotation of a GenBank genome assembly
AUGCAUGACUUGAUUGAUUUAUUUUCUGAUGUAAAUAAUUUCGAGUUGUUUAAAGGCAACUACAACAACAAAGAGCAACAAAGAAUCAAGAGCUUUGUAUUUCCUAAAAAUCAGAUUCAAACAGCAUUCACCAAAGCAGACACUGUAUGGAAAAAAUAUUAUCAAGAAAAGAAUGAAGGAGAAAGGAGACUUGUAAAUUAUAUGGAUACAUUAAUUUAUGCUCUUCAAGUGAUAUGGGAAAUAAACUUUACACCUAAUAAAAUAUUAUGGCUUAGAUUAGUAUUAAAAAAAUCAGAAGCAUCAGUAGGAACAAUGGAAUUGACAUUAUUUUAUAUUAUGAGAUUUAAAAAAUUUUUUAACCACAUGAAAGAUCCAAAUACCAAACAUUUUCAUACCAAUCUACCAUCAUUAACAUCAUCAUCUAAUGAAACAACAACAUGUUACAAGAAAAAUGACUUAUCAUGGCAUGAUAAGAAUUAUUGCCCAGGUGCAUUGGUGAAAAAAAACCCUUUAUCACUUCAUCCACAUAUAGCAUUCGUGUCAGCAUUAAGAUUAGCUUGCAAAUUUUUACACGAUGUCUACUAUGGUAGCGGUAAGAGAUGGGCACAAAUUACAGGAUUUUCAGCAAAAGAAUUAAAUAUGUACGAAUGGUUUUUUUUCAAAAUGUUGGAUUAUAAUAUUACCGUUGAUAUGGAAACUUUUAUUAAUUGGUCAAAAUUCUUGCAUGAUAACAUUUGUGCAAUAUCAGAAGAAACAUAG